UAAUUUACAGCUGACUGGUGGAAACUAUGGAUGUCAAACCAGGCAACUGUUGGCGCUGUAUGAAACCCCUGCCAGAGAGUCUGGUGACAUGUGAUCGUUGCCCACAGGCCAAGUACUGCAGUGAUCAGUGCCAAAGACAAGACAGGGUCAGGCAUGGUGCCGUGGAGUGCCAGAUGUUUGGGCCCAAAAGUUGCAGUUAUUGCAAGAAAACGGGGGAAAUGAAACCGUGCGCAGGAUGCAACAACGCAUGGUACUGCAAUGGCACAUGCCAACGGAAGAGCUGGGCAGCCCAUAAAGAGGUAUGCCAAGACGUCCAAGCAAUGAUCGCUGAUCUUUCUCAUCAAAUGACUGAAGAUUGUGCUGAUCUUUCGAGACAGGAUGGUGACUACAGCAUGCGGGACAUGUUCCUAGUUCCCCCUUAUUACUUUGGCACCACGAUGGCAUGCGAUUUCCUUCAGCUUGAGCAGAACGAAUGGGCAGACGGAAUCAGUGAGGAGGAGACAAUGUGUGACUUCUACAUCUUCUCAGCAGGGUGUGGAGAUCUGCGACACACAGUACUGACAGCUGCCUCCUUGCCUGCAGAGUACCAGGGAAAAGUUCAUAUUGUGCUCAAUGACUCGGACCCUUACGUCAUGGCCAGGAAUGUACUUUUCCUUUACAUGCUGAUUCAGCACGAAGACAGGGAAGGCAUUGCCACCAGCCUAGCCACACUCUGGUACUCCCUGCACAUCUCCAAGAGUGACUACGACCUGACCAAGACCAGCCUGAAGAAACUCAUCCAAGCUGAUGCCAGGGGAAUUUCGGAAGCCACCAAGGGGUGUGUGUCCAUCACCGAUGAGGACGUUACCAAACUUCGCUAUGUCUGGAAAGGCUGGUACUCCCUCGAGUGCCAACGCAUCAGAAGCUCCUCGGUGAACCUCACGAAGCGAAGACAGUUCGUCCUGACACAGGUUCCCUCCUUCCAACAUGAAUUAAAGAUCUACUUUGAAAGGCUCUCACCUAAGGAAGCCGAGAGCUUAAAGACGUGGUUCCAACAUGGCCUAUUUCUUGCUCAAGACACCCCGAUUGGAAGUCUGCCAUUUGACAACCCAACUCUCACAGCAAGAAUACGUCAAAAUAUAGAUGGACAUUUGUUAGUCACUGAGAAUUUUGUGUACUGUAUUCAUAACAGUAACACACCUUUCAAAGCUUGGGACAGCCUGCAAGUGCAGGAGUGUAGUGCAGGUGAAACAACUUCAGCCACCGUCAUGUACCACAAAUAUGUGGCACAGCAGCUUCAGAAAACAUCAACCCUCCUAAGCCAAGGUAGGCUCCACAUACACAUGCUGGUUUCCUGCUGCUUUGAAAUCCCACAUGAUCACCAGGCUCUGAAAAUGGCCAAAUUUGACCGCAUCUUCACAGCCAACCUGGCUGACUUUUUCGAAUUCCGCAAGCUUCUCCAAACUCUCAGGCCACUGCUGAAUCCAAACAAUAAGAAUGCCACGCUAGUUACCGAGACUACGAAUUGGAGCAUAUGGAUGCCAGAGGCAAGCGGAUUGGAGAGACACACUGGGAGAGAUAUCAACAAUUCCAUCAAGACAACAAUGCAGCUAUGCAAAGAUGACACAGGGAAGGCGCUCUCCAGUCCGAUGGCCUUCAGCAAAGAUGACACGGGGAAGGAGAUUUCCGGUCCAGGAACCCUCAGAUACCGCAUAGAGUAUUUCAACAACACUCACUGGUUUUGUGCAUACCUACGGGCAAACAUGAUGGCCGGGGGCUUCCAUUUCCCAGAGCUGGACCACAUCCCGUUUCUCAAGGAGGCCAUGAAGUGUGAAGGGCUGCAGAUGCGUGACUUCCGGGAGGAACUCAACAAACUGGUGCCGUUCAAGAAUCGAGUGAAUGCCAGGAGCCUUACCUCUCCGUCUGGUCUAGAGAGGGCACUGGAAUGGUACUUGCCUUCUGACCGCUAAGCUGUGGUAUAUCUCGCGCAUUCUGAUGGAGCGUCAAACCAUGCCAAUCAUCAAGAAGAACAUUCAGACUUUAAUCGUGCAUCUGUACAUACUCAUUUAACUUUAAUUGCACCAUCCAUAUUACUGGAA
This is a messenger RNA of Patiria miniata (bat star), 2078 nucleotides long. RefSeq lists its product as uncharacterized. The record is from RefSeq and is a predicted model, not a curated record. The coding region runs from base 27 to 1949 and encodes 640 amino acids. NCBI's taxonomy places the organism in Eukaryota, Metazoa, Echinodermata, Asteroidea, Valvatida, Asterinidae. The transcript has 2 exons.